AUGAUACCUGAGUUGGACAACUUCAGGAGGUGGGCAAAGUUAAUGGCCGAACGCGAGGUAACAGACUUUAAUACGAUAGAUGGAAGUCCAAAUUUGCAAACUCUUCAUCGUGAAAUUGAUUGGUUGAUCUCAGACAAUAUUGCAAGUGUGCAAGGUUUUGGUCAGAGUCUGAACUCUGUCAAACACGUAUCCUCUUUGCUGAACUCAUCGGAGCUCUAUUCCGUUACGCUCAGAUUAUCUAUUGAAGAACUUGAGCAUCUAUGGAGAAAACGCACGAUGGAGAGAGUCCCAUUGCAAUAUCUUACGCAUACAGCUCACUGGCGAGACCUUGAACUAACUGUCAGUGAUGCAGUACUGAUCCCAAGACCGGAGACUGAGCUCUUGGGUGCGCGUGUGUAUAAUCACUCCCUGGAUCGCGCUCGAGAUGGAAAAGGUUCUCAAGUCGUCCCUGAGAGCUGCGUUGGACUUCGGAUUCAGCGUGCGCGACUACGAGCUUCUUCCUCUUCAGAACUGUCUCGCCGAGACGAGCGGUGA
Messenger RNA from Ostreococcus tauri, 534 nucleotides. RefSeq lists its product as hypothetical. The transcript has a single exon. The record is from RefSeq and is a predicted model, not a curated record. Bases 1 to 534 code for a protein of 177 amino acids. NCBI's taxonomy places the organism in Eukaryota, Viridiplantae, Chlorophyta, Mamiellophyceae, Mamiellales, Bathycoccaceae.